Drosophila subpulchrella is the source of this 3771-nucleotide messenger RNA. It is a transcript of the gene Pgant6, whose product is annotated as N-acetylgalactosaminyltransferase 6. The transcript has 4 exons. The record is from RefSeq and is a predicted model, not a curated record. Gene Ontology annotation, cellular component: Golgi apparatus. Lineage: Eukaryota; Metazoa; Arthropoda; Insecta; Diptera; Drosophilidae. The coding region runs from base 325 to 2328 and encodes 667 amino acids.
GGCAUUAGAACAGCGCCAGAACUGCCAAAAAAAACCAAAUUUCCGCGGACGUGGAAGCAACCUUUUGUUUUGCUAUGCUAAUUAAUAGUUAUUAGUUUGUUCAACCCAGAUCGGAUGGAUGUUUGAGUGGGUAAUACUUUUCACCAGGCAAGGUUCUUGAGGGAAAACCACGUUGCAGCGCUAGAUGAAAGACAACCCAGCAAACACCGCAAAACACCUGAGCUAACAAUCUAUUAUCACCAGUAUUCCGCGGCAUUGUACCACUUUUAAUGGUUCACAUAGACACCCGUAGAGCGGACACGUAGCCACGGAUUUCCGGCAAAUAUGCGGCGACCCAAUCUCAAAUGGAUAGUGAAGGCCUCGCUGCUUCUGUUGGUCUCUCUGACACUCUUUAUACUGAUAACCAGUUGGAUCUCCUCCAGCCCGUAUACCAAUAAACCCGUCCAUCAUGGAGGCGUGGAACCUAUGCCCGAAAAGGCUGGCCUUUCCGGCGAUAUUCAGGCAAGGCUGCCAGCUAUUAGACAACCAGAGCCUAGAAAACAACCGGAACCCGACUUUGAAGAGGAUCCUGAGCUGCAGAAGGUCGAUGAACCGGAGCCAGACGAUCAGGAUGUCCACAAUCCCCGGCCGGCGAACGAUGAACCUGGGCAGCAGCCCCAGGAGGAGCUGCAGAUGGCUCCGCCAGCCGAUGCGUCGGUGAAGAAAGAUUGGCACGACUACACGGCCAUGCAAAAGGACGCCAAACGAGUGGGUCUCGGGGAGAAGGGAAAGGCCGCCUCGCUGGACGAUGAAUCCCAGCGGGAUUUAGAGAAACAAAUGUCCCUGGAAAAUGGAUUUAAUGCCCUGCUUUCGGACUCCAUAUCGGUCAACCGUUCCCUGCCCGACAUCCGCCACCCUCUCUGUCGCAAGAAGGAGUAUGUCGCCAAGUUACCCACUGUCAGUGUAAUCAUCAUUUUCUACAACGAAUACUUGAGCGUGCUGAUGCGCUCAGUUCACAGCCUGAUUAACCGCUCGCCGCCGGAGCUGCUCAAGGAAAUAAUUCUGGUGGACGAUCACAGCGACCGAGAGUAUUUGGGUCACGAUCUGGAAACCUACAUUGCGGAACACUUCAAGUGGGUCCGCGUGGUGAGAUUGCCAAAGCGCACGGGUCUGAUAGGAGCCCGAGCGGCUGGAGCAAGGAAUGCCACUGCCGAGGUGCUCAUCUUCCUGGACUCGCACGUGGAGGCCAACUACAACUGGUUGCCACCGCUGUUGGAACCCAUUGCCCUGAACAAGAGGACGGCGGUGUGUCCCUUUAUCGAUGUGAUUGAUCACUCCAACUUCAAUUACCGGGCGCAGGAUGAAGGAGCCCGGGGUGGCUUCGACUGGGAAUUCUACUACAAGCGGUUGCCCCUGUUGGAGGAGGAUCUUAAUCACCCCGCCGAUCCAUUUAAGAGCCCUGUAAUGGCUGGCGGUCUCUUUGCCAUUUCUUCGGAGUUCUUCUGGGAACUGGGCGGCUACGAUGAGGGUCUGGACAUCUGGGGCGGCGAGCAGUACGAGCUAAGCUUUAAGAUCUGGAUGUGCGGCGGCGAGAUGUAUGAUGCUCCCUGCUCUCGCAUUGGUCAUAUAUAUCGGGGACCUCGCAACCAUCAGCCGAGUCCAAGGAAGGGCGACUAUCUGCACAAGAACUACAAACGCGUGGCUGAGGUUUGGAUGGACGAGUACAAGAACUACCUGUACAGCCACGGCGAUGGACUUUACGAGAGUGUGGACCCUGGAGAUCUGACCGCGCAGAAGGCAAUCCGCACCAAGCUGAAGUGCAAGUCCUUCAAGUGGUUCAUGGAGGAGGUGGCUUUCGAUUUGAUGAAGACCUAUCCGCCAAUAGAUCCGCCGGCAUACGCUCUGGGCGCCAUUCAGAAUGUGGGGAACAAGAACCUUUGCCUGGACACGAUGGGCAGAAAGAAACACAACAAGAUGGGCAUGUACGCGUGUGCCAACGAUAUAAAGAUACCGCAGAAAACGCAAUUCUGGGAGCUGAGCUGGAAACGAGACUUGCGGCUGCGGCGAAAGAAGGAGUGCCUUGACAUCCAGAUCUGGGAUGCCAAUGCGCCCGUUUGGCUUUGGGAUUGCCACAACCAGGGUGGCAACCAGUACUGGUACUACGACUACCACAAGAAGCUGCUCAAGCACGGCACGGAGGGCAGGAGAUGCCUGGAGCUGCUGCCCUUCUCGCAGGAGGUGGUGGCCAACAAAUGCGACCCAAGCAAUCGCUUCCAGCAGUGGAACUUUGGCUCCUUCAACCAAACCGCGCUGGACAACUACUCCCAGGACCUCGUCCUCAGCCUUUAACCGCUGCACAGCGAUAUCACUUGCCAUGUACUUAAAAAGCUUCGAUGUAAAUAACUAGGCUAGAUAGGUUGUAUGGCCAUUGGGCCAAUUUAAAAUUUACCCCGACUCAAGCGCACAUUUCCAUAGCAAUAUUAGGGACUUUAAAUGUAUCUUUAUAAAUAGUGCAUCUCAAAGUAAUUCCAUUUGCGACAAACAUGAUUUGUGACGAAGUCUUGGAAUUUUGUUUGGUUUUAAGCAAAGUUCUGAGUAAACAAUUUAUUAAAGGAAAAUUUAUAGUGAACGUCUUAGGUUUUGUAAUACAAAAAAUUUGUAUUCCAAUCAUUUUUAAAAUAACAUUGGGCUAGUUACAUACUUUAUUGAAGUAUUACCCCCACGAACCCAUUUAUAAACCGUAAAAGAAAUAAUCAGUAUGGCGAUUUUAACUUUGUUUUCGUUUUAUUUAAUAUUAAUAUCUGGUUGCUUUCCAUGCGCGUACUUUAAAUAAAUAUAAUUUAUGUUUUUUCUCAUCCAUCGACCUUCGUGCUUCACAAUCUGUAUAUACGUUCUCGGUUGUGUGUAUCGUUUUACAAUAUGUAUGUAUCAUCGCAAUAUCGUAUCUCUCGCAGAUUUCGCACCUGAAACUCGCUAAAUCAGGUGCGCUAUCAUUGUUCUCUUUUCUGAUUUCUAAUUUCUGAUUUCCGCUUAUUACUUAUGCUGCUCAGUGUUAAUUGGUUUUUGUUUCUGCUUUAUCAUAUGCCAAUACGUAUAGUUUAUAUAUAAGGUGCACGCCGGGCGCCCCGCGAAACUCAAAAGUCGGUUUGGGGUGUGUAACUUAAUGAUGGCAAAGGAUUUGCUUUUAUUUGAAAAUGAUAAAAAAGCAUUUACAAACUAUAAUAGUUGUUGGCUUGCGUAAUCAGUUAAUCAAUUAUCAUAAGUUAUAUUAAUAUAUAUAUAUAUUUAUAUAAACAUUUAAAUAUUUAUCAAAACAUGUUUUUUCUUGUUGCUCAAAAGUCUUCUUCGCUGCCUUACAUUUACAUUACAUUACGUACAGUUUACAUACGAUCUAUAUGUCCGUUCGUCAAAUUAAAAAUCGUAUUAUCAAUAACCGUUUUUGCUUAUCCUUUCCUUGUUUUAAAUUGUUUUUUAUUUUUGUUUUGUGCAAAAUAUAUUUAUAUGUAGACUAAUUUGAUUUGAAAUUCAGUUGCGCUGCCACAUUUGCAUUCUAAUCUUUAAUUUUUAUUUUAACUUUUGGAUGGAUGCAAAUUAUUAAUUGAGUUUUAUACAACAAUUACAAAUGGUUAGGCAAAUAAGUUUAGUAUUAGUUGUUGGUUGUUUAGUGCUUAAUACUUGAUUGGUUUCGAGUCUUUUUGGGUUUUUCAAACUAAAUCUUGCAGAAAUAAUAAUAACUAGAAUUAACCCCUUAUUUGCCGUCGAUUUGCGCAUAAAUAAAUAUAUUUAACCUUC